Molecule: messenger RNA, 3589 nt
Organism: Ipomoea triloba (trilobed morning glory)
Lineage: Eukaryota; Viridiplantae; Streptophyta; Magnoliopsida; Solanales; Convolvulaceae
Product: pentatricopeptide repeat-containing protein At3g12770-like
Exons: 4
Coding region: 39-2522 (827 amino acids)
Biological process (GO): RNA modification
Molecular function (GO): zinc ion binding; protein binding; RNA binding
Source: RefSeq, a predicted model, not a curated record
UUUUUCGCCGGGCCGUCUAAUCGUUACAAACUGUUGAAAUGAAACUUCUUUCCCAUGUCGUCAAGUUUCCAUCAAUUCUUGAAAACAGAUGUUUCGGUCACAUGAAGCCUCUUCUAACCCUCUCCGUUUCUUCAUUCUCAAACCACUCCUCAGUGCUCGAUAACUAUCAUUUUCUCCCACCUCAAACCGUCUCUAACGGGCUUCUGUCGCUCUUACAACAAUUCUCGAAAAACAUUUUCUGGGUCACAUCAAUUCAUGCACAGAUUGUUGUAAAUUCCUUAUCCACUGACCAGUUUCUAGCUACGAUGCUUGUUAAGGCGUACUGUGAGUUGGGCUCCCUUGACACUGCCUGCUAUGUGUUCGAUCAAUUUACUAAGCCAGAAGUGUUUCUUUGCAAUGCUAUGAUGAAUGCAUUUCUGAAAUGGGGGCAAUACUGUAAGGUGGUUGAGCUGUUUCGAAUGAUGGGUAGGCUAGAUUUAAGAAUUGAUAGUUGCACAUGCACAUUCACGCUCAAGGCAUGCAGUGCCUUACCGGAUUAUGAGACUGGGAUGGAAAUUGUUAGGAGGGGUCUGGAUUGUGGGAUGCAAAAUGAUCGGUUUUUUGGAAGUUCAAUGUUAAGUUUCUUGGUGAAAUUUGAUCACCUUGAUGAUGCACAGAGAUUGUUCGAUAAGAUGGAAAGUAAGGACGUUGUGUGCUGGAAUUCAAUGAUGGGAGGAUAUGUGAGAACCAGUCAAUUCAAUAAGGUUUUUCAACUGUUUUUUGUUAUGCGUAGAUGUAACAUUAGACCUAGUACUGUCACUAUGGUGAACUUGAUUCAGGCUUGUGAGGGAAUGGGGUGUAUAAGGAUUGGACAAUGUGGCCAUGGACUUGUUGUUGAGUUGGGAAUGGGGAAAGAUGUCACUGUUCUAACCUCCUUGAUUAAUAUGUAUAAUAAGAUGGGUGACCUUGAAAGUUCUUCUCUUGUAUUUAAUAGGAUGCCUACUAGAACUUUGGUAUCCUGGAAUGUGAUGAUUUCAGGAUGUGUUCAGAAUAACUUGGUUCAUAAAUCACUCGAAUAUUUUCAUGAAUUAGUAUGUCAUGGGAUUGCUUUUGAUUCUGGAACUCUUGUUAGCCUUCUUCAAGGUUGCUCACAAGUGGCUGAUUUAGGAGGUGGAAAGAUACUUCAUGCUUGCAUUUUAAGACGGAGCCUAGACUCAAAUGAUAUUCUAUCUACAGCACUUGUGGAUUUAUAUGCAAAAUGUGGAGAACUUGACAAGGCAAAUUAUGUUUUUACUCCCAUGAAAGGCAAAAAUGUUAUUACAUGGACUGCUUUGCUAGUUGGAUUAGCUCAAAAUGGAAAAGCUGAGGAUGCCUUGAAACUAUUCCAUCAGAUGCAGGAAGAGAAAGUUGUUGCAAAUUCUGUUACUCUGGUUGCUUUAGUCUACUGUUGUGCCCAUUUGGGGUCCUUGAAGAAAGGAAAAAGUGUUCAUGCUAAUCUACUUCGAUUGGGGUUUUGUUUUGAUGUUGUUAACAUGACAGCCCUUAUUGAUAUGUAUGCCAAAUGUGGUAAACUAAGUUUAGCAGAAAGGGUAUUCAAUACUGUGUCCAAUUCUGGUGAUGUUAUUUUGUGGAACUCUAUGAUUACAGGCUAUGGUGUUCAUGGUUUUGGCCACCAAGCUUUAAGCAUGUAUGACCAAAUGAUGCGUCAGAGAGUCACUCCAAAUCAAACUACAUUUGUUGCUCUUCUAGCUGCUUGCAGUCAUUCUGGGCUUGUAGAAGAGGGUAUUGAUUUGUUUGAGAAGAUGAAAAGAGAACAUAAUAUGAAGCCAUCUGAAAAGCAUUAUGCUUGUUUUGUCGAUCUUCUUAGUCGGGCUGGGCGUCUUAAAGAUGCAGAAGCAUUUAUUAGAAAAAUGCCUUCUGAGCCGGGUACUGCUGUUCUUGAAGCUUUACUCAAUGGGUGUCGUUACCACAAGAACAUUGAUAUUGGCUUGAGAACAGCUGAUAAAUUGCUUCACCUAGAUUCCACAAACCCUGGUAUAUAUGUUUUGUUAUCAAAUAUAUAUGCUGAAGUAAGGAGAUGGGAUAUAGUAGAUUAUAUUCGGAGCAUCAUGAGGUUUCGCAGAUUAAAGAAAAUUCCAGGAUACAGUUCAAUUGAAAUACAUAACCGGGUCCACACUUUCUUUGCAGGGGAUGAUUCACAUCCAAGCUGGCAAGAAAUUCAUAAGUUUUUAGAAGCUUUAAAAUCAGAGAUUGAAGCUUGUGGAUAUGUACCUGAUACAAGUUGUGUUCUCCGUGAUGUUGAUGAAAAGAUGAAAGUGAAAUUACUAUGGGGGCAUAGUGAGAGAUCGGCAAUUGCAUUUGGACUAUUAAGCACACCAGCAGGAAGCGUGAUUCGCUUGACGAAAAAUCUUCGGGUCUGUAAUGAUUGCCAUACGGUUACCAAAUACAUAUCACAAAUAGCGCAAAGAGAGAUUAUUGUGAGAGAUGUCAAUCGGUUCCACCACUUUAGGAAUGGGAAAUGCUCUUGUGGUGAUUACUGGUGAUAAGGGCUCUGAAAUCUAGCUUGGAUCAGUGGCAGUACAGUGGCCUGCUAUUAGAGUUUGAACUGUUGUGCCAACAUGGUGUUACUGUAACUUCUUGGUUUCAAAAGUUACGGAGUACAUUUCAUGAGAAGCAGAUGCUAAGUUAGUGAAAAUUUUCUUUUGUUAUUGAUCUGGAAGCAAACUAUCCAUUAAAAAUACAAAAAAAUAGAGUGAGAGAGAUCAUUGCCCAGCUUAUUGCAAACAACUAGAAAAGGAUUGAAAAGCAGUGUUUUCACGGAUGCAAGUUGUGAUCUUUCUCAUAGAGCCUUGCCGUCAUUGAAUCACAUUGUAUGUGCCCAGUCACUGCAGACAGCCCCAGGUGGUGGUACCCUUAGCCAGUGACAAGAAAUUAAAAUACUUAAACUACUUUAUGCAUUGAAGAAGUAUGCUUUGACAUUAUAACAUCACUCUCAUUGUUGUUUUGAUGGUGGAAAUCUACCUUAUGAGGCUGCUAUUGGGGAUGAAAGGCACAGGCAUGUAGUUGCUGCUCUUGUGUUGACUACAUUAUAUUCUUCUAAAUGCCCAAUUUUUAUUUUCCUGUUUUGAAGAUGUUUUAGUUGUCAAGAUUAUUUUUUUUCCCAAUUUCCCAUGUGCUUCUCUAGGAAAGGAAAGCUAACCGUGAUCAGGUAAUGGCAAAGCUUAAGGACUGCAACAAUUAGUGCUAUCUCUAAUCUCUUCCUGGCAUUUGUGGGGAUAAAGAUAGAGGACUAAGUACAACAAAUGCACACCAUGCCCUGAAUUUUGAUAUCCACAGGGCAGUGAGCAUCACCAGUGAUGGCUCAUCAAUUAAUUCAGGCACGUGUGUUCUAGCCGGUUGUGAUUUUCUUCCAUCUGUCCCAGGGAUAGGAAUUGCAAGCCAAUAAAUGUUUCCAAGUAGAAAACCAUAGUUCAUGUAAGCAUAUCUUUUAGCCUUUGCUCAUUUUAAUAGCUAUUUAUCUGCUUAAGACAAAUAAAUGAUUGCACAUAUUCUAUUAUAUUAUUGUGCUUGUAAGUUCGAGUGUAUUUUCAUGAUGGCUUGUUCAAUAUUC